AUGGGUCAAAAUGACAAAUCCCGAAAAAAACAAAUAAGAAAAAAUCAAAUCACAUCACCUCACUCUCCAUCAUCCCACAACUUUACUCAACACAUCUCCUCUUAUUCACUCUCAAUGUCAACAGCAUCAAAAAUCACCCUUGGAGCAUCAAUAGCAUUCGCCACCGGUGCAUUUAUAUUCAUCAACUAUUCGCAACAAUCAGAACGAGCAGCAUUACGUCAGGGCCCCAUCAAGGAUGCUGAACGACAACAAGCCAAGUUACAAAAGACGCAAAAGCAACAAGCUAAUGAAUUGGAGCAUCGUGAGCAAGAGGAAAUGAAGCGGAAGUUUGCCGCUUUGCAACCUUUAAGUGGAGAGAUUAUUCGUGGUGAACCAGAAGGUGGAAAUGCAAAGUGA
Messenger RNA from Lodderomyces parapsilosis, 396 nucleotides. RefSeq lists its product as uncharacterized. Gene Ontology annotation, biological process: mitochondrial respiratory chain complex IV assembly. Gene Ontology annotation, cellular component: mitochondrion. The record is from RefSeq and is a predicted model, not a curated record. The transcript has a single exon. NCBI's taxonomy places the organism in Eukaryota, Fungi, Ascomycota, Pichiomycetes, Serinales, Debaryomycetaceae. The coding region runs from base 1 to 396 and encodes 131 amino acids.